AUGGGUGCCAGCUACGGUGGAUACAUGAUCUAUUGGAUUGCUGGGCAGCCAGAAAUGAGUCGUCGUUUUAAAACGCUCAUUUCUCAUAAUGGUAUGUUUGAUAUGAGAGCCAUGGGUUAUUCCACAGAAGAGCUAUGGUUCAGUGAGCAUGAUGUAGGUGGCUACACUCCAUGGGAGAAUCCUGAUGCUUAUGAACGUUAUAAUCCACUUAAGCAUGUUGCGAAUUGGACCCAGCCAAUGCUAAUUAUUCUUGGUGCUCAUGAUUAUCGUGUGCCAAAUACACAAGGAAUAGGUGCUUUUAAUGCUUUGCAACGUCGUGGCAUUGAAAGUCGGUUAGUUUAUUUUCCAACCGAAAAUCAUUGGAUACUCAAUCCGCUUCAUUCACUUGCCUGGUACGAACAAGUGCAAGGUUGGAUGUACAAAUGGACAAAUUAG
Messenger RNA from Rotaria sp. Silwood1, 435 nucleotides. Lineage: Eukaryota; Metazoa; Rotifera; Eurotatoria; Philodinida; Philodinidae. The record is from the annotation of a GenBank genome assembly.